AUGUAUCAAAAUCCAACAGAAAAUUAUGAAAAACACGAAAAUAUUGUUUUUACGCCGAGAGAUAAUAAUCCUUCAGUAACUGCGGCAAUCGCAACUAGUAAUGAUGAACGAUAUCCUACGACCUCUUUUGCAAAUAAAUCAUCUCACAAUCAACAAUUUACCAGUCAUAUUUCUAACGAGCAACAAAUUUUAGAACAGAACCCACCAAGUACCUAUUCCCCACACAAUAAUCCUCCAAUCCAUUCACCUAGCAUGAAUAAUGCCAGCCCUUCCCAAAUACAAACGGUUGAAAUUCUCGGUUAUGAAAUUAUUAUAAUCCCCACAUCAUCUUCGUUGGCAAGUUUAACCAGUUUAGGCGUGCAACAUCAACUUCAACAAGACAACGCUUAUUUGGAUCAUUCGGUUAAUCCACCACAAUUAAAUCAAGAACGGAAUUAUACCUUUGCAACAAAUGAAUACGAUCCAACUUUGCAAUACCCGUCUCAUGCGCCACAGUCUCCUCAAAUACAAACGGUUGAAAUUCCCGGUUAUAAAAUUUUUAUAAUCCCUACAUCCUCUCCAUUAGCAAGCUCAACCAAUUUCGACAUGCAACGUCAACUUCAACAAGGCAAUACUUACUUUGAUUAUUCUUCUUUUUCAGUUAAUUCACCACAAUUAAAUCAACAACACUAUUUUUCUAGUGCAUAUGAAACUUCUAUAAGUGAAAAUGUUGUUAACGCUCAUAAUCACGUUUCAGAUAAUACACAGCCCCAACAAAACUAUUUAGGAUUAAAUGAGUCGCUUAACAGUUUCCAACAACUUUAA
Molecule: messenger RNA, 804 nt
Organism: Funneliformis mosseae
Lineage: Eukaryota; Fungi; Glomeromycota; Glomeromycetes; Glomerales; Glomeraceae
Source: the annotation of a GenBank genome assembly